UGUCCCACUAUUCUAUUAUAUUAGCUGCUGUGGAUUUCGCAAUUCACACCGCUUUUCCUUUGCCUUGUUCCAAAAGCCUGUCGCCGCUAUUGCUCCGACCGCCUGCGAGAGCGCGAUGAAGGCCGUGGUGAUAACCAGCCCUGGCGGCCCGGAGGUACUCCAAUCCCAGGAGGUCGACGACCCCGCCGUCGGAGACGAGGAAGUCCUCAUCGAGGUCGCCGCUGCCGCUCUUAACCGGGCCGACACGCUGCAGCGCAAGGGCUCCUACCCCCCGCCCAACGGCGCCAGCCCCUACCCCGGCCUUGAGUGCUCCGGCACCAUCAUCGCGGUCGGCAAGUACGUCACCCGCUGGAAGGUCGGCGAUCAGGUUUGUGCUCUUCUAAGUGGAGGUGGGUAUGCGGAGAAGGUGGCAGCGCUGGCUGGGCAAGUCCUUCCUCUCCCACCAGGUGUUUCUUUGAGGGACGCUGCAAGCUUUCCUGAAGUGGCAUGCACAGUGUGGUCGACUGUGUUCAUGACGAGCAGGCUGUCCCCAGGGGAGUCUUUCCUGAUUCAUGGGGGAUCUAGUGGGAUUGGCACAUUUGCUAUCCAGAUGGCCAAACACCUUGGAAUUCGGGUGUUUGUCACAGCAGGUCUGGUGAUGUUAAUAGGAAAAAGAAAUAAACUUGUAGUGCACACCAGGUUGAUCAGAUUCAUGAUUAAUAUGUUGAACUCUGCUCACUUCUUAGGCACUGAAGAAAAACUAGCUGCCUGUAAGCAAUUAGGUGCUGACAUCUGCAUCAACUACAAGACCGAAGAUUUUGUCGCACGUGUGAAAGAAGAAACAGCUGGAAAAGGUGUUGAUGUUAUACUGGAUAACAUUGGUGCACCAUACUUGCAGCGAAAUCUUGACAGCUUAAAUAUCGAUGGGAGGCUUUUCAUCAUUGGUUUCCAGGGAGGCACCGUAACACAAGUGAAUCUCUCAUGUUUGCUUGCAAAGCGUCUUACUCUUCAAGCUGCUGGACUGCGGAACAGAAGCCCAGAAAAUAAAGCAGUGAUUGUUGGGGAGGUAGAGAAGAAUGUCUGGCCAGCUAUUGCAGCUGGAAAGGUGAAGCCUGUAGUCUGCAAGUCCUUUCCCCUGUCUGAAGCAGCAGAAGCUCAUAGGCUAAUGGAAAGCAGUGCUCAUAUUGGGAAAAUUCUGCUAAUUCCAUGAUCCGAAAGACAUUAUUCAGGCUCCAGAAUAGCUCGAAAUGGAUGAAUUGUUCCAGGUUGUUUGUCUGGUCACAUUGUAUUUAGUUGAAGAGGCAUCUUGUAUGGUUUUUAAGUCUUCUAAUAACAAGGAGCCAGUAUCGAUAUUAGCAGUGGAAUUUGAGCACUGGCUGAAGCUAAACAGACAUGAAGAUGCUCAAUACCUUUUAAUUUCUUUAUUUAGCUAAAAGGUGUCAUUUUGUUCCAUUUAAUGGAAUGUGAAGGAAACACUAAAUUAAGCUAGUAGUUGUAUGUGU
This is a messenger RNA of Phoenix dactylifera (date palm), 1481 nucleotides long. The record is from RefSeq and is a predicted model, not a curated record. Lineage: Eukaryota; Viridiplantae; Streptophyta; Magnoliopsida; Arecales; Arecaceae.